GUCACCAAAAAAAUAAUUUCUAACAUAAUUUUAUUGCUACUGAAUCUUCUUAUCUAGAGCGGAAAUGAAUCACAGCUUGAUUUGACUUCUUAAACUGGUCGUUAAUUAAUGCCAGGGUCCACAUGCGUGAUUUAUGACAACUUAUCGAUGGGUGUGUAAAUAUUGACACUUUUGUGUGUUUUUAAUGUCUCUUUGGAAGCUUAAAUUAUGGAAAAUACAUAUACAUGUUGAUUGGAAUAGUACUAAUUUUUAUUGGUUUAAAAUUAUACAAUACAGAUUAAGAUCGAUUACCAGGUGAAACUCCUGAUCUGUGUACCUUUACAGAAUAGGUACAAAUUAUAUGUUUAAUGUUGGUAUACAUCUAUAUUUUAAUAGUACUUUGUUUCUCUUCAUUCCAAAAUACAGUACUCACAAUACCAUUUUAUUUAGAAUUUAUGUUUUUUCUCUCUUCAAAACCGUCUUUUUGUGAAUUUAUUCAUCAAUAAAUCAAAUAAUUUAUUAUUCUAUAAUACCAUACACGUUUGUUUUUUAAAUGGAAUGUCCUUAUGAUUUCCCUCCCUCUUAUUUUACAUGGGAAAUCGACAAUUGCCCCCCCCCCUUUCCACCAGUGAAAUUUUACAAAAAAGUAAGUCUGGAAGCAAGGUCAAACAAAUAUAGAAGUGAUGGUAGAAAAUAUUGAUUGAUUGUAUGUUGUUUGACGUCCAGUGGCAAAUAUUUGAUGCAUGUUGAGGACAAAUAUAAUAAAGAUCUAUUGGCAGAAAGAAAGUAUAAAGUGAAAUAAAUAAAAACAAUAAAAGAUCUAGAAAUAUAAAGAUAUAGAAACGAUGAUCUGAUCUGAUCCUUCUAAAAACAACCAAAAAACAAAACACUCACACGCAUAUACCGUAUAUACAUCUCUAAAAAAUCUAAAAUUUUGGUUUCAUGGUGCCCCAUCCAGACAUCAAGGUUCUGGAUCCGCCCCUGUAAUCUAUCAUUUGAAUUAUUUAUUUUGUGCUUGAAAAUAAAAACAGAAAUAGUAAAAAUUAAAUCUCCUAUAGUCCUAUAGGAGAGUUGAUAAUUUUCAAAUUUAUACAUCGAAUUUUAAUAUUUAUAAUGAGUUCUUAUAAUAUUUGCUCAUUGAAAUCAUUGAAUUGGUAAUAAAAUAGUUUCUAAAUUUUAAUUAACAAUCAUUUCAGUAAAUAUUUAGACUUUGGUCAAUCGAAUUAUUGGAAGAUAUAUUUUUAUUGGUAUCCUUUUUUCUGAGAAAAUUUCAUUUUUUUGGUGUAAACAGAAUUUCUCUCCUCAUAAAGCCUUCAGUUAGUAACAGUAACUUACUGUGUACUUUGUGUUACAAAACAGGAUGGACUGCCAUAUGAUUGGUUGAAUGCAGUGGUCAGGUGGUCAAAUCUUAAUUAACAAUCCUUGAAUUUAAAUUAUUUUUUGUUUCUUUUCAGUUAAAUGCUUUUGUCACAUUUUUUUUUUAAUAUCAUAUAUUUAAUUUUGGUUGGGAAGAUUAAUUAAUCUUUUUGGGUUUUGAGAAAAUUACGUAUUUUUAUCAAUUUUAUAGGGUGGUGGAGGGUUAGAAAAUUAUUUUUUAGUUGGGAUGAACAGUCAAUAAAUUGGUUUAAAAAAAGUAAAAACUUAAUGAUAAAUAAGUGGUUACCAUGGUUACAUUUAAGGAUUGUUUCAUAUUUAAUUUUAAGAUUGUAUUUUUUCGUUGACUAAUUUUCACCAUUGGUUUCAAUUUUUGUUUUCAGCCCACAUAUAGAGAAUAUAAAGAGAAAAACUAUCAGCAUGGCAAUCAACGCAAGAGUAGUAACAGAAAUUCAGGGGAACGGCCUACCUCCAGUUGCUCCACGUGUGAGGAAAUACGUGGACAACCAGAUGAACAGGCGUCUCCGACGAGUUGGUAUGCCAUACGGCUAUGUGGCUCCACGACUAGAGGCACCACGAUGCUCUCGUCGUCUUUUAGGGUUGGAGCCAGAACCAGUACUUGUUCCAGUUGCGUCUCCUGAGCUGCCAAGAAAUGAUCAACCUGAACAUUUCGAAGCAGUUAUUGUACCUCAGGCACGAUUAUUCUCUGUCAUGGUUCCUGAAGCAGCUAUUCAAAUUGCUGAUGACGAGGAUGAUAUAGUCGAGGUUGAGAUAGCUGGCGAGGAGCUCUCGGUUCUGGAGUCAACUCUGGAGGAGGAAGAGGUCAUUGAGCUGUCUGUGCUGUGUGGUAUAGACACAACGGUGGAGGACCCAGCCGACUGGUUCCUGGAGGAGACUGUGUCUUUCCUGCCAACAGAGGAGGAGACUGUUGUGUUCGAGGAGGUAGUGGACGAGGAUGCAACAACCUACCACGCUGAAGAGACUGUCUGGUAUGGUCCUGAAGAUGUUGAGGUUCCAGCCACUCCAGUCACACCGUAUGUUGUUAUAGGUAAUGAUGUAGGUGUUCCUUUGGACUGGGAGGUGAUCCCUGCUCCAGUGGUUGAUGUUGCUCCUGUCCCUGAGGCAGCUGGGAGGUUUGUUGGGUGGAGACAGGUGGCUAGAGUGCUAGGCUGCCUUGUUACUUCAUACCAAACUGUCUCAGCUGUCUAAUUUUUUUGUUAAUUUUUGGUAAAUACAUAUACAUUUUGUAUAUUUUCUUUAAAAAAGUAAAAUUGGAAAUGUUUAAAUUUUUGCUUUAGUUUGAAAAAAAAGAUUGGAAAAGUAUAAAUUUUUGUUUUAGUUUAAAAAAAAAUGUUUAGAAAAGUUAAUUUUUGAAACUUGAUUUUUUUUGUUUUCAUGUAUGGUCAUUCAGUUUAUUUUUGAAAGAUUUUCAUUCUUUGCUAAAUAACACAAUUUCUUCAAACUUCAAAAUAUUUUUUUUAUAAUUUUGGCUAUUUUUAAAUCAUUAAAGUUUUAUGAAAUUAUUUUGUUGUAAUUUAAAUGAAAGUUUUUAAUGUUUAAUUUACAGAACUUGGAAAUUUAUAAAGAGUGUGUGUCUGUCUUUUUGUAACCACUGUUCUUUUUAUCCAACACAUGUGAAACUGUCAAAAUGGAUCACCACAAUUAUCAGUCAGGUCAAGGUCAAUCAGUAUAGAUAUCCAAUCAUUUCAGGUCAACAUUUUCAUUGACAUUUGGUCAUAGGUUAGAGGUUUAGAAGUUUAGGUCAACAUUGCCAAGAAUAGAAUGGUCAUAUACUCCUUUAUAGGGUAGAGGUCUACUAGAGUUAAGAUCAAACUAUUUGUAAGAAUGGUUAUUUGCAAGGUCAAAGAUAUGCACUGCAGGUCAAGGUCAAUGUUUACUUCUACAGAAUGAUUAUAUCUGUUAGCAGGAUCACAGAUAUGAUUAAUUGCUUAAAAGCAACAAGCACAUGUAAGUAGCAUAUUCCUGCUAAACAGCUUUACAAAUAUGUGUACCUAUUUUCACAAAUAAGAACAAAAAUAGCUCCCUUCCCCAAGGGUUGACUCAGGGGUAUAGAAAUAUUUUAAAGUUGCAUCUAAUACCUGAGUAACUUUUAACCCAAAGUGUGACAGACAAACAAACGAAUGGACCAACAAACAGACGAACGGGUUAGACCAGAAAACAUAAUGCCCAUGUAUAAGGCAUAAAAAUCCAGCAUAACAGUGCAACAUUUCAUUUCGCUUUUGAAAUUUUGAUGAAAAAUGCAAAAUAUUUCCUUUGACUCAGUUAAAACAUUUAAAUUGUCACCACCCUUUAGAAAGAAAAUGAACAUUAAAGUCCCCUACAUAAAUUUCAUAGUUUAAAUAAAGGGAAUUUUUUUUCAGCAAUUUUCACUUCUGGUUGAAAGGAUAAAAUUACCACUUCUGGUGAUCAUUUAUAAAAAGUAACAGAUCAGAAGUAAAACAAAAAAUAAAAAUAUCACUUAUUUCCUAUUAAACAUCCUUAAAAUUUUGCAUUUGUUCAUUUUGACCUUGACCACUCUUUUAAUAUUUAAUAAAAUAUUAAAUAAGGUUUCUGUAUCUUAAUUUGGCAGCUUCUGAUAAAUUAAAGAAUAUAUUUGGUAUACAUCAAUGAGGGGUACUUAACAAACAACAAAAACAAGGCAUCCUUAGGUCAACAUAGUCUUCAACAAAGAUCGGCAUCUUUACAAUAUGUUUAGUGUUUAUAGUU
Molecule: messenger RNA, 4080 nt
Organism: Mytilus trossulus (common blue mussel)
Lineage: Eukaryota; Metazoa; Mollusca; Bivalvia; Mytilida; Mytilidae
Exons: 2
Coding region: 1774-2562 (262 amino acids)
Source: RefSeq, a predicted model, not a curated record